UUCAUUUUCUAUUAACAGGCAGCACCUUGGAUACCACGGAGUCUACUUGGUAUUUCGGAUUUAAAAAGCUUGGGACUGGGAGGGGAAGUGGGAAAAACCGAUAAAUUGUAUUCUUGCCAAUGGGCACAUUGUUAAAUAAAAAAAAGCAUUUCAAAGCACCAAAAAGUAUUCUCUUUUUAUUUCUUUUUCUCUCUCUCGCUAGUUUGCAAAGCGUUUUGCAUCCACCAAUGGGCUUUCAGGCUACAGAUAUUGGGAUGUAAAUGAGCGCAGCGCGUGCUGGCGCAGUGAAAGCGACGGAUUGUUUAUUGAGCCCCGUGCAGCCACGCGCCUGGCCGCCGAGCCACAGCUCAAGAAUCCCGCAGCGGGGCGGGGACUCCCACACGAGCGUGCGUCUUUUUAAGGGGGUGGGGUGUCGGACGCGUGUUGAAAAAGGGCCGAGUGCUGCCAAAGUUUAUAUCAGAUCGAGCUCUGGUAGGUGGCCAGUAGAUACUUGGACAUUUCGACAGUGAGAACUGGCCACACACGCGAAAGGCACGCGAAAGUUUUUCGUAGCCACUUUGUUUAUUCUUCUUCAUAGUCUCGGAAUCGUUGUACAGGUCAGCACUGGCGUACCCCAAGAUCGAGAUGGAGACUACCAGCAGUAUGCCAACGACACAGCUGGUACAGGGUCAGUGCCACAUCGGACGCGCAGAGAGACGACAAGAGUGCGCGCUCUCCAACGUGACCCAGAGCCAGAGCAGGAGCAAAGUGCUGAAGAGACAGCGCUCCAACUCUCCUGAACUGCUGCGCUGCAAGAGAAGGCUCAGCUUCACUGGUCUGGGCUACAACAUCCCCCAGCAGCAACCGGUCGCCGUGGCGCGACGCAACGAGAGAGAAAGGAACCGUGUCAAGCAAGUAAACAUGGGUUUUCAAACCUUGCGUCAGCACGUCCCGAACGGUGCGGCCAACAAAAAGAUGAGCAAAGUAGAAACCUUGAGGUCAGCGGUGGAGUACAUUCGCGCUCUGCAGCAACUCCUGGACGAACACGAUGCCAUUUCGGCCGCGUUUCAGUGCGGGGUCCCCUCUCCAACCCUGUCCAACAGCUACUCCGCGGAUCCAGAGUCGCCACAUUCAUCUUACUCAUCUGACGACGGAACAUACGAGCAUUUGAGCUCCGAAGAGCAAGAGCUUCUGGACUUCACGACAUGGUUUAACAGAUACUGAUGAAGUGCAUUGCUCAUUAUCAGAAACUCAAACCGAGCGCGCAUGCAUGCGUCUUCCUGCUCAGUGGUGACAGUACAAAUGUCAGCAUCAACACAGAACCUACGAGCUUUGCAGAGCACAAGACAAGGAUUUAAGAGGUGAUGAAGUUUGUUUCGCCUCGCAACACCAUCGGCAAACCUCUCUCUCUCUCUCUCUCUCUCUCUCUCUCUCUCUCCGUUUAAUGAUGGGAUGACGGACUAAAACUCGACGUAAAAAUGUUUAAAAGUGCAAUUAUGGACUUUUCUGUUGUAUGUCACUUGCUAUCCGUUUUCAACCAGCCUGUUUUGUGGGACACUGUUUUGAUUCAAAUGCGCGCGUUCACGCGGCGCACAUGGGAAGAUGCUGCGCAUGCGCAGGUGGAAUGUUGGUGGAAUGCUAGAAUUUAGUACAGAAUUAUGAAUAUCUAGUGUCUCUGCUGAUUUAACUAGAUGCUGACCUGAACGUUUUUUUAAAAAUGGAAACUUGUACUAUAAGCUGUAUUGUUAAAAAAAAUGAAGAUUUAUUUUUGUAUGCCGAGCAAAACAACAACAAACAAUAGUACACUACAUCAAGUGACAAUGGCCAUGUUGUAAAUGAAUUAGUUGAAACAUACGUUGUUGCUUUUAACACUGAAUAGAAUGCCAUAGAACAUAUUACUGAUUAGACAUGAUGCUCCUUGCUAAUGGGCAUCGUGUAUGGAAAUAUUUUACAAUAUAUGCACUUGUUCUCUCUUUCUGUAGACUAAGAAAUUGUACAUA
Tachysurus vachellii is the source of this 1979-nucleotide messenger RNA. RefSeq names its product achaete-scute homolog 1b-like. Gene Ontology annotation, biological process: developmental process; regulation of transcription by RNA polymerase II. The transcript has a single exon. Gene Ontology annotation, molecular function: protein dimerization activity; DNA-binding transcription factor activity, RNA polymerase II-specific; RNA polymerase II transcription regulatory region sequence-specific DNA binding. Bases 625 to 1203 code for a protein of 192 amino acids. The record is from RefSeq and is a predicted model, not a curated record. Lineage: Eukaryota; Metazoa; Chordata; Actinopteri; Siluriformes; Bagridae.